Molecule: messenger RNA, 1824 nt
Organism: Menidia menidia (Atlantic silverside)
Lineage: Eukaryota; Metazoa; Chordata; Actinopteri; Atheriniformes; Atherinopsidae
Source: the annotation of a GenBank genome assembly
AUGGUGAAACACCAACCUCUUCAGGUCUACGAGCGCCAGCUGUGUUUGUCAUGUAUCACCGGGAUCUACGGUUGCCGAUGGAAACGCUAUCAACGUUCUCAUGAUGACACAACCAAGUGGGAGCUGCUGUGGUCUCUGAUCCUCCUCCUCACCUUCUGCCUGCUGCUUGUCUGGUUCUACUUCUGGUUGGAGGCACACAAUGACUACAACGAGUUUAACUGGUACCUGUACAACAGCUCUGGGGAGUGGAGUGACGGCACCGUCCCCAUCCUGGCCACCACUGCUGCCGGCUUCACAUACGUUUCAUUCUUAAUGGUUCUAGCGCUUUGCCAUGUUGCACUUGGGCAGCAGCUGAAUUUGCACUGGCUCCACAAGAUCGGAUUGACUGCUGCUUUGCUCACCACCAUCGUUGGGGUGAUUUCUGUCAAUAACACAUGGAGGCAAGAGUGGGAUGUGGUCCCCAUCUCUCUGCAGGCCACGGGUCCAUUCCUGCACAUAGGGGCCCUCGCUGCAGUCACAGCACUCUCCUGGAUUGUGGCAGGGCAGGUUACCCGGGCAGAAAAGCUCAUGUUCCAGGUGGUGGUUCUGCUGCUGUACCUCAGCGUGUUGCUUGGCCUCUACGUGGUGCCCGUGUACAUCACUUCCCCCUGCAUCAUGGAGCCCAGCUCGCUCAAAUCACGCCCCGAUGUUAUUGGCCACCAGGGAGCUCCCAUGCUCGCUCCAGAGAACACGCUGUGGUCUUUUCAGCGAGCUUUGCAAAUGAACAUCACUGGACUGGAGGCUGACGUAGCUAUUAGUGUUGACGGCGUGCCUUUUCUGAUGCGCGAUCGUACCCUGCGGAGGACCACCGACGUGGACAAAGUUUUCCCAGACAGACGGAUGGACGAAGCCUCCUCCUUCAACUGGACAGAUCUGCAGCAGCUCAACGCAGGACAGUGGUUCCUCAAGGAUGACCCGUUCUGGACAGUGAACACUCUCUUGCCGCAGGAGAAGAAACUGAUCGGCAACCAGAGUGUGUGCAGCCUGGAGCAGCUUCUAAAGCUGGCCUCCUAUCACAACAUCACUGUGGUGUUCCGGCUGCAGAGGCCCCCCCCGCAGCACCCCUGCCACCACAGCUGGAUCAAUGAUACGUUGCAAGCAGUGCAGCAAUCUGGAGUUCCUCAAAGCCUGGUGAUGUGGACUCCCGACGAGUACCGGGCUCAGGUGAGACAGGCGGCGCCCGCUCUCAUCCAGACCUCCAUGAGGAAACGCAGUCCUCAAGCUCUGCACCAGUCGGACAUCAGCAGGCUGCUGCUCAGAUACAGUCAAACCAGCACCAGUGAAAUCAGAAACCUCACCAAAGCUCAGAUCAACGUCACUCUCUACACCGUCAACGAACCGUGGCUGUACUCUGUGCUCUGGUGCAGCGGCGUGUCCGCCGUCUCCUCAGAGGCGCCGCACAUCCUCACAAAGCUGUCUCAUCCCAUCUGGAUCAUGAGGCCAAAAGUGUACUGCCUAAUCUGGGUGUCUGCAGACCUUCUCUCUUUUGCUGUGGUCGUAGGAAUAUUCGUCUUCCUGAACUAUCACAUAAUCAGGUAUCGGAUGAGUGGCAUGCACAGCUAUAACCCCGAGCAGAUCAUGCUGAGCGCUGCGGUCAGGACGUCCAGUCGAGACAUCAACGUCAUGAAGGAGAAACUCAUCUUCUCAGGUCAACCCCGAUGCCUCAGUGUGUUGAGAGUUUGUUGUGCUGGGAUUAAAGAGGUGAGAAAUGGAGUUGGCAGCGCUGACGAGCUGUAUGGGGACAAUGGCUACGACUACUACACAAACCAGGGCAUCAACCAGUGA